AUGGCGACGACGAUGAAAGGCCUUCUUAAAGGCCUUCGUUACAUUACUCAGAUUUUUGAUGAAGAGAAAGAGGAGGAGAUGCAGAUUGGAUUUCCGACCGAUGUAAAGCAUGUGGCCCACAUCGGUUCCGAUGGUCCAGCCGCUAAUACGCCAAGCUGGAUGAAUGACUUCAAACCUCAAGAACAUGAGAAAGGUCAAGUCGUUUCCAGAGGAAAUUCUAACAAAUACAACCCUCAAGCGAUGAACCAACGUGGAGCAGGGCUAAAAGAAUUGCUUCCUCCGAUCAGCAACGAGAAACCGAAACAGAAAACAAGGCGGAAACACGCGGCGGGGGCUUCUCCGAACCCGAACGGGUCUCCGCCUAGAAGAAGCGGCGGAAACGCUGCAUCAUCGGACGAACACCCGAAGCAGUCGAGACAUAACCGCAGCACACACGGGUCGAUGGAUUCGUCGAGUGAUCAAGAGCCUUCAGUGCGUAGAAGGCGUGGUGGUAUGUCGGUUCACGACACGGAAGUCUCUAACCAUCUUCCCGAUGGUUCAGCGCCUCCACGGAAGGCAACAUCGCGGCCGAGGAAGCUGAAAGGAUCGGUAGGAGGAGAAGCAUCGAUGAAGAAAUCAUCCAAAGGAAAACCAGCUGAUGAUAACUGUAACGAUACUAUCUGA
Messenger RNA from Thlaspi arvense, 663 nucleotides. The record is from the annotation of a GenBank genome assembly. Lineage: Eukaryota; Viridiplantae; Streptophyta; Magnoliopsida; Brassicales; Brassicaceae.